Molecule: messenger RNA, 1870 nt
Organism: Olea europaea var. sylvestris
Lineage: Eukaryota; Viridiplantae; Streptophyta; Magnoliopsida; Lamiales; Oleaceae
Product: protein WVD2-like 4
Exons: 8
Coding region: 198-1595 (465 amino acids)
Molecular function (GO): microtubule binding
Source: RefSeq, a predicted model, not a curated record
ACAAUGGCUCAGGGCAGGGUCGGUGGGGGCCCCUAAGGUUGGGGUUCAACCUUUUUUGAAAUCUCCUUCUUUCUCUAUCAGUCGUACCACACAAGACAGUAGACACCAACUUUUGAAGGAGCAUCCUUCAAAUUUCAAGCACAUAAUUUGCUGUUUACUCCAAAAAUCCAGAAACAUUAUACAAGGUACUUUAUGAAAUGGAGUCUGAAAGUGGGGUUCCAGAUAAAGAUGAAAAACGAGAUGUUGUUCAGAAAAUUAAUGGGGAAGAAUCAGUUCUGGAUGUAGACAAUGAAAAAGGGAAGAUCGGUAUAAGCAAAGACUUUUCUGUUGGAAAUGAAGUGAGUGAAAAUCUUAAGGAGGAAAAAGAAGUUGAUUCAUAUGGGGCAGAGGUUGAAUUGUCCGAAACCAUUACAAAGUGUAAAGCUUCAAAUGACGGUGGCCUAAAGAACUGUAAAGCAGCCAAGAAUCAAUCCAAUUCACGAGGCUCGAAUGUGCUCGUGCGCAAGGCAAAGCCAAGCUUGACUCAAAGUAUUUCAUUCCCAGCCGGAGGCUGUCACUCUGAUGUUAUGAGAAAGAGCAUUGAUGUGUACCCAGUUAAGCAGGAUGCUCAUAAAAAUGGUGCAAAAGUUGACUCCCAAGUUUCUAAUGGUACAGUCAAUUCAGGUUCGCGUUCCAAUCUAGCCUCAAAGGGUGUGAAAAAUGGAGGCAAGGCAGCCAACCGACGAACGACUAUAGCCUCUAUGCCAAGCAUUACUCAAUCUCUGUCUGUGAAAAAUCAUUCUGCAAAUGACACUGUAAUGAAUAUUGCACCUGAUGCAUUGGUUGAACCGAAUUCAAAAUCCACCCACACUAAAUUGCUUGUUAAGGAUGAAGAAGAUUCUCAUUCUACUACAUUAAAUGCAACUCCUCCGACGCAGCGUAUGGUUAAUGUUACAGCAUUCUCCUUUAGGUUGGAGGAACGUGCUGAAAAGAGGAAAGAGUUUUUUUCGAAGAUAGAGGAGAAAAUACAUGCAAAGGAAGUGGAAAAGACUAACUUGCAAGAAAAAUCGAAGGAAAACCAAGAGGCAGAAAUAAAGCAACUUAGGAAGAGCUUGACAUUUAAAGCUACUCCCAUGCCAAGUUUCUAUAAAGCACCCCCUCCAAAAUUUGAACUGAAGAAGAUACCGACUACACGUCCUAUAUCUCCUAUGCUUGGAAGGAACAAAGGAACUGUCUCCACAGUUAGCAACUCCCUCGAAAAUGGAGGAUCAUGUCUUAGCCCACGAAUCACUAAUGGCAACUCACCAAAGUUGACUCCCAAGGCAAAUGGUGUCAAGGGUAAUGCUGCUGUCAAGAAGUCUGUCAAAAACUCUCAACCCAAGUCGCAUUCUCGAGAAAAGCCAAGCAAAGUACAAGCAAAAAAUGCAGAAGCCGAGGCUCAAGAUGAGAAAACUUGUGCACAGAACUUGGAAGAAAUCUCGAGUCAACCUGUUUGUCACCCUGAACUCGAAGAUGCUAUAGAAAAGAGUCCCGAAAUGAAUUCUUCUAACAAUGGAUCAUCUCUGGCUGCAUCAAUGCCAGAGGCUUUGGCUGGUGAAGUCACAGUUGAAGGUUAAUGGACUUAAAUCGUCUGUAAUUUCUGUUCUUCACAGGAAUUCAAAUAUUAAACCUCCAUUAUUGUAAAUAAUGUGGUUGUAAGUUAUUGUCCAGUUAUAUAUAGUUGUCUACAGUCUUAUACGUUCGUUUGUAUUAUUUCAUAAAACUUCAAGGAGUAUUUGUACAAACAACAUGGCUUUUGGUGUACUGGAGUGGCUGCAUAUAUUGUAUUAAAAAAUUCCAACCUUUUUUCGUUUGUAAUUUUUUGGAUAAUUCACUUUCAAAAAUUGUUCUA